This is a messenger RNA of Closterium sp. Naga37s-1, 5616 nucleotides long. The record is from the annotation of a GenBank genome assembly. NCBI's taxonomy places the organism in Eukaryota, Viridiplantae, Streptophyta, Zygnematophyceae, Desmidiales, Closteriaceae.
AUGAGCUUCCGAUUUCAAUGUUUCUACCACCCUGUCACCCACCCGUCCCCCUUGACUGCCAGGGACCUCGUGGGUGGCACUGGCAUGCACGCAUGUCUGCAGCGAAUGGCAGACGCCCACAGGAGGAGGCGCUUCCUGCUGGGCCACGAGGGCAGGCGCCUGCUGCUACGGCUGGCAGAUGAACCCUCGCUGCUGCCGCCCAUGCUGCAGCUGGUGCUGGCCGUGCUGGCCCUGCUGCGAGCUGAGGUGCACUGGGCUAUACUGCACACCUCCUGCCUCGCACAAUCAGCCCCUGUCACGGGCCCAGAGGCAGACUCAGUGGCAGUGCUGGUCGACACCAUGUUCCGCCUCGUCUCCCUCAUUCAGACCCACUUGCUUGCCAUCCAGGCGCAUGCAUCGUGGCAGGUGCAGUGGGGAGCAAGGCGGGUGAGAGAGCUGAUCGUGCUGCCAGCUGUGCGCCAGCUGGCGAUGAGCGCCCAGCUGGAGGCCUUCUUCCACGACACAUCAGCGUCCAUGCUGGCAGCCGCCCGGUUCCUGUGUGAUGCUGAUGUGGCAUGUGCUGGCAGUGGCAGUGGCGGCGGGAGCAGCAUAGACUAUAACGAACGGAUGCAGAUGCACGCUCUGGCAUGCGACCAGCUGGCAUGGCACAGCAUCAGAAGUGAGUGGAUGCAGCUGCAGCUGCUGCUCUCGUCGCCCUUCACGACGGUGUCAGCGAGAGUGCUGCAUCUGGUGUCGGGGGGGGAUGAUGGGCCCACCAGCAUCGUCACAGAGUGCAACCGCCUCUAUGUGUGGUGCAGGUGCAUUGAUGAGCUGCCAGAGGUGGUGGACGAGCAAGCCUCUUUGCACCUCAUGUGCUACUAUCGGCCGCAGAUGACCCAGGUGUUUCGCCAGGUGCUUUUCUCCCCUCACGGCACGCCAUCACACGCCGUAGGAUGGCUCAUGGUGGCGCAAGCUUUCCUGCACAACCUGCCACUCUCCCUGCCAGACGAGCGCCCCACGCUCCUGCCAACAGCAGUGCAGUUCGCCGACUCGCUACUACACGCCAUCAUGGGAGGAGUGGACUCGCUUCUCUCGGCGCUACAGUCGGACCAGGGGCUCACUGGGCUGCACAUGAAGACGCUACCAGCAGCAGCAGCAGUCCUAAUGGCAACCACCACUCAAGGCACAUCCGCUCACCACCAGUCACUCACUCAUCCCUCAACAGAUCAACAGCACCAGCUGCUGCAGCUUCUCCCAGGGAGCGAAAGCCAGCCGCACAACCGAGCACACGUUGCUGGCAUAAGCGCAUCACUGCACAAGCUACUGGGGCUCGUGUCAGCCAUUGACAGCCUGCCACCUGUCAGAGUUGCCGACCAUGCCUUCGUGCCCCGAGAGUACCUGCGGGAGCGCCUCACCCGCCACUUGCACCACCUCCUGCGCUCUGCCAUUCUCCCCAACGGCCACCUGCAGCGCCCCUCCGCCUUCGAGUCCUGCCUCACUCGCUUCCUCCUCCUCCUCCUGCUCCUGCAGCAGCACUGCUCCCUCGACCUCUCUCGAACAAUCCGGGAGGUUCUUCUGGCGGAGGCGUUUCCUAGGAGGGGCGGGGGGAGGGCGGAGGAGAUGGGGGAAGGGGAAAGGGCUGGGAGGGGAGAGGAGGGGCAUGGGGAGGAGGUUUAUGAGGAGCAGGUUUUGGGAGGCAGCAGGGACUUACAUCCGCUGUAUCGGCCUGAGUGGGAGCGGGAGAAGAUUGGGGGGAUGGGAAGGGGAGGUGGGGGAGGGGUGAGGAAGGUAGAGGGAGGAGUGGGAGUGGGGGCGGGAGGAGCGUGGGAUGGGGAAAGGGGGAAAAGGGGUGGGAUGGAGAGAGGAGAGGUGGGGAGAGGAUGGGAGGAGAGAGGAGGGAUGCAUGGCAAGGCAGUGUCAAGCUCGUUGGAUGCUAGGCUGAGGAAGAGUGGUGUGGAGGAGAACAGUAUAGAAGAGGAGGGUCUAGAAGUGAGAGAUGGUGGGAAUGGAGUGGUUGGAGGACAGGGGAAAGGUUCUGGGCAAGUGCAGGAGGAAGGAGGAGAAGGAGGGGGGUUUGGGUGGAGUGAAGAUGGGGUUGUUGGUGGUGGUAGGGGUGAGAGCUUUGAUGGUCCGAGUGCUGCUGUGAUUAUAGCGCGAUGGUACGUUGACAAUGUGGUGUGUGACUGUAAUGAUGCCGGGGUGCUGUUCUCCCCGUUUGACGCCACGUUUAGAAGCACAGCAUGGGCUGGAGGCGUGGCAUCUGCAUCAGCAGCAGACGUUGCAGCAGGAGGAGGAGAAGAAGGGGCAGCGGCAGGCACCACCAGCAGCAGCAGUCCAGUCAAACCUGGAACAGGAAUUCUCCCACCUGGUCAUCUCACUCCUCCUGUGGCCUCCUCUCCUGCACUUGUCCCAGGAGCAGCAGCUGCAGCAGGCGCGUUCAGCCCCCUCCUGCCUUUCCCCAGCCCCAAUCCUUCUCUCGCUACUCCUCCCACUUCCUCCUCCAUCUCCUCCGCCUCUCCGUCCUCCUCUGCCUCCACCUUUCCAUCCUCCUCUGCUGCAUCCCCGUUCACUGCUGCGUCCCCUCAGACUGGUGUAUUUGUGCCUUCGAUCCUUGCCGCCUCCCCCAUCUCCCCAAUCCUCGCGUCACCCAAUUCACUGCCCCCUGGUGCAGCAUCUGCUGCUGGAUUAGUAGCAGCGGGGGCAAUAGGAACAGACGCAGCAGGAGGAGCAGGAGGAGCAGGAGGAGGGGGACGGGGAGCAGCAGGAGCAGGGGGGGAAGCAGGGGUUGGGGCUCGGCCGGUGAUUGCUGAGCUGGUGGCGGAUGGUGCUGAGCUGGCAGCGUUUGUGAGGCUGUUUGGAUUCUACGGCGCAGAUGAGCUGGCAGGGCGGGUGGUGCGGCCGGUGCUGCUGCGCCUGCUGAGUCGCCUGGAAGCCAUUCUGAGGGCCAACCUCCUGAGAGAUACCGCCUCCCACCUCCCUCCCUCUUGUCCCGAGAGUGUGGCUGUAGGGCAGUUGAGGCGGGUUGCUGCGAGGUGUGGGGUGGGAGGAGGGGCAGCGGGAGCUGCGGCGGUUGCGGCGGGUGGGGCGGUGGUUGCGAGUGGGAUGGGGGGCGCGGGGGGGAUGGCGGGGGUCGGGGGAGGGGGAGGAGAGGAGGAGGUGGGCGGAGGGGGAGGAGGGGCGGAUGGGACGUUUGCAGAGGUCCUAGAACUUCUGAUGGAGAUAGGAGGAGUGGGGGACGGAGCUUGGGCCAUGCUGCCCUUUCUGUUUGCUAUCAUGCUGGGAGGGGAGUCAUGGGAAACCUGUGUAUACCUCCCGGAAAUACAGGGGUUUUCGGAUAAUACCAACUCUUUGAUUCGGGCUAUACACGUGCUUCUGGUGGGGUGCGAGCGAGCAGGGGCAGAGAGAAGAGAGUUGAAACGAGAGCUGCUAGCCCAGCAGCGGAUCAUGAGAGGAUCAAAUCGCAACUCGGAGGAUUACGCUGAUGACGACGAGCCGACCGACCUGGUCCGGCUGGCGGGCGGCGUGGCCGGCAUGAUGCGGACGUUUGUGCAGCACGCGGCGAGUUUCGUCCUGAAUUUCUGGGAUAAGGGCCCUAGGGGAGCGUGGGCUUCAAGAGUUAUCUUCUUGGAUCAGCUCUGUCUCUUCUCCCCCCAUCUGCCUCGAUCGGUGUUGGAGAACUACCUUCCCUACACACUCAUCCUUCCUGCUGCUUCUUCCACGGGAGCAGGAGAUGGGAGGACUCUACUCUCCUCCAUCCCCUCCUCCUCUCCCCUCUUCCCUCCCCACACUCGUCCAUCGGGCCCGUUUGCUGCAAGAAAGCAGUCCACCUUCCCGGUGACUUUUGAGUCGACUCAAAAAUCCACCUUCCCGGUGACUUUUGAGUCGACUCAAAAAUCCACCUUCCCCUCACUCUCCCCCGAUCUCACCUUACCUGCCGCUUUCUCCAACCAAGUGCAGCUGUCAGCUACAGGACAGGAAUUGCCGGCCAGCACGGAUCCCCAACAGUCACAUCUGUCACAGUCACAGCAGCUGCAGUCACAGCUGCAGCUGCAGCUGAGAGCAGCAGAGGGCGGCAGCGGGAAUUUAGAGCAGUUGGAGGCGCAGUUGGAGGCGUUAGAGCAGCAGAGGCCAGCAUAUGCAUCGUCCACGCUGCUGGAAAUGGCACAGAGCUUCGAAACGCCCCAGCAAAACGCGUCUGCCACAGUGGCAGAAAGGAGUGGGGGGUAUGGGGGCCAUGGGGGGAGGGGAGGCCGAACCCCCACUGCCGCUGCUGCAGCUGCUGUAGCCGCCGCUGCUUCUGCCGGGCAGAAACAGGAGCAGGAGGAGGAGCAGGAGGAGGAGGAGGAGGAGGAGGAGGAGGAGGAGGAGGAGGAGGAGGAGGAGGAGGAGGAGGAGGAGGAGGAGGAGGAGGAGGAGGAGGAGGAGGAGGAGGAGGAGGGGGAGCAGGAGGCGCAGCAGCGAGACCAGCACCGGCAUCGCCAGCAGUGGUGGCGGCAGCAGCUGCUGCUGCAGCAUCCGAGGCAGGUGCGAUCUGGGCCGUUGAUUUCGGGUGCAUCGCACGAGCAAAUGGACGUUGGAGAUGCUGCGAUGGGUAUGGUCAGAACUGCAUCCUCUCACCCCUGUGGGAUCUCUGCGGCUGGUGUUGGUGUUGAUGGUGCUGCUGGUGUUACUGGUGGUGCUGGUGGUCCUGGUGCUGCUGCCGCUGCUGGUGGUCCUGGUGCUGCUGCCGCUGCUGGUGGUCCUGGUGCUGCUGCUGCUGGUGCUGUUGAUAGCACAGGUGAUGCAGAUGGUGACUGGGAGUACGGUGCAGAUGGGUUCGACCAGUUUGGGGACGGUGAUGACUUCUCUCCGGCAGACGUCUUUGCUGAAAUCGGCCGUGCUGCUGCUGCUGGCAGUGGCAACAGCGGGGGCGAAGGGGCCUGGGAGAGGCACAACCAAGGGCCAGCUGGUACAGGAGGAGCAGGACGAGAAGGGUCAGUCGUGUCUGGUGCUGAUGCGGCUGAUGCUGCUGCUGCCCGUCGCAUGCCUGCAGCACGGAUCAAAGCGGCUGUGCUGUCGGCUCUGGGGCAAGCCCUGCCGUUGCAGCAGCGGCAGCAGCAGCUGCAGCAGGCCUCGUACCCCCAUCCCUCCAAGCAGCAGCAAGACAAGAAGGCGGCAUGGCAGCAUUACAACGCGCCAGCAGCAGCAACAGCCGCAUGGGAACUGCUGCUACAACCAUUUCCACCCACGGUGCCACCCCAGGAAAUCAUCUCCACUCCUUGGAACCGCGCAAGCUUCCCUUACCUCCCUUCAUCUUCUUCUUCUUCUGCUGCUGCUGCUGCUCGUUCCUCCUCCCCUGCUCCUGCCGCCGCACCUGCUCCUGGUGCUGCAUCGUCCCCCCGUCCCUCUGCUCCUGCUGCUGCUGCUAUAUCUGCACCUCCGCUUGCCUCUGCUCCUGCUGCUGCAACAGCAGCCUCUCCUCGUGCCUCGGGUUUCCUGAGGAGGAUAGACGUGGUGGGGGUGGAGAGGCUGGGGUUGCAUGAGCUGGACGCCAAGGUGCUGGGGCUGAAGAGCCUGAACAUCCCCAAGGGGAAGGACCGCACAGAGGGUGAGGUGUUUGAUGAGGAAGCUCCUGUUGUAAAGGGGGGUGGGAAGUGA